GAGAGAAGUAGGUUAACCAAACCAGACCAAAGCGGAACGGAGAUUAUGCCCGGUCUUUAUCGAGCAAGGCUCAGGAACGAACGGUCCCUCCGUCCCUCCACCGGACCCUCUCUCCACUUGGUCAGUUUCGCCUCUGCGUCUCUCUCUCUCUCUCUCUCUCUCGCUCUCUCUCCCGCUCCCUCUGUUCUACGAGUACGUACCUUUCGAUUUCUAGACGAUCCCCAGAUCCGAUUCCAGAAUUUCCCAAAUUUUGUGGAAUGGAUUUCUCCUGUCAUUUGCGGAACCAAACCAGCGCCUCUUUGGAAACACUCCACUGCUGCACCAUCGGACCAAUUGGUUUCAGCUCGCCAUCCCGCAUACUUUUGGCCCAGAACUGGAACGAACAGCCUACAGUACGACAACAAUGAACCGAUCCUGGGUUGGGUGGAAUUCUAAGAAAUCUUUCAUUGAGUAAUAAGGUCUUUUCUCAUCCGGUACAAAACAGGAAGAGGCAUAAUAAUCAACAAAAAUUCGUCCAUUAGAAGAACACAGAAGAGUGAAUAGGUGCAUAAGUUCAGAUAAAUCGGUGGGUCCAGCAACAACAGGGUAA
Aspergillus aculeatinus CBS 121060 is the source of this 589-nucleotide messenger RNA. RefSeq lists its product as uncharacterized. The coding region runs from base 46 to 435 and encodes 129 amino acids. NCBI's taxonomy places the organism in Eukaryota, Fungi, Ascomycota, Eurotiomycetes, Eurotiales, Aspergillaceae. The transcript has a single exon. The record is from RefSeq and is a predicted model, not a curated record.